UUUCAGAUUUUUUUUCAUUACGUGCAGAGCUGUGCUCGCGUCGACGCCAUUAUCCUGACACCGUGUCAUCGUCAACAACCAUAUUUAAACGAUCAUGUCUGGCAGAGGGAAAACCGGAGGCAAAGCCCGAGCAAAGGCCAAGUCUCGCUCCUCUCGAGCCGGACUCCAGUUCCCGGUGGGUCGCGUCCACAGGCUACUGCGCAAAGGCAACUAUGCGGAGCGCGUCGGGGCCGGGGCUCCGGUGUAUUUGGCGGCCGUGCUGGAGUAUUUGACAGCUGAGAUCCUGGAGCUGGCCGGUAACGCUGCCAGGGACAACAAGAAGACCAGGAUCAUCCCACGGCACCUCCAGCUGGCCGUGCGCAACGACGAGGAGCUCAACAAGCUGCUGGGAGGUGUGACCAUCGCGCAGGGAGGCGUGCUGCCCAACAUCCAGGCUGUCCUGCUCCCCAAGAAGACGGAGAAACCGGCCAAGAGCAAGUAAAGACUCCCCGCUGGCCCCGGAGUCCGUCGGGACUAAAAGCUCAGCUGGGAACCGGCUGAUUUUCAAAUCAGUGUUUGUUUUUCUGCUUAUGGACGAACAACCUUCCAAACAGGGGGCAGUGUGUGGUGUUGCUGUUUCUACGUUGUAAACAUCCACUCGCUUCUCAUCGGGACUAUUCAUAGACUGCUGUGUAGCCACUGUUGUGUUGUUGGUGUGGAAAAUGGAGGCGCAUUCUAAAGGCUGGGGAUAAUGAAGGCCUCAGCAACAAGAAGGGGGAAAUCCCGUUGUCAAAAUGGACCAAUUCUGGGGGGAGGGUGUUUUUAUUUUCGCAUUGCUGCUACAAAACGUGCUAAAUUGUUGUAUGGUUUAUGUCAUGUUCCAAUAAAUACCCUGCUGCCUUGUGGCAAAGGGCGAAUACA
Messenger RNA from Hippoglossus stenolepis (Pacific halibut), 900 nucleotides. Its product is annotated as histone H2A. Lineage: Eukaryota; Metazoa; Chordata; Actinopteri; Pleuronectiformes; Pleuronectidae. The record is from RefSeq and is a predicted model, not a curated record. Gene Ontology annotation, cellular component: nucleosome. Gene Ontology annotation, molecular function: structural constituent of chromatin; DNA binding; protein heterodimerization activity. The transcript has a single exon. The coding region runs from base 95 to 481 and encodes 128 amino acids.